AGCACAAUUAAGGUCCGCAGAUUUUUUCUAAUGUUGCAUUAGUUUUGUUAGCAGCUUUUGGCGCAUCUCGAAACAAAACAUAUUCUGUCAAAACAAACAAACAAAGCGAAGCAAAGUGCCUGAUUGGAGACAAACGAGCAAAGUAUCUCACUGAUAGCCCUUAUCGGUUAUCGAUACGAUCCCACACAAUAGGGCCAUUUGGCAUCAGAAGACAGUCCCCGGGAAACCACUUCAUAGUAUUGUACGAAGGAUUAGGCAUUAGGUGUGACUGUUUUUCGAUCAUGGUGCACAAACAUUUUUUGGCCGGCUACGAUGCUUUCGUGGCUUUUAUGAAGGAUUUUAACGGCCACGGUGCACCGAUCAACAUUCUCUUCACCGGUGCGAAGUUAGAAAACGGUCAGAGCUGGUGUGGUGAUUGUGUUGAAGCGGCCCCGUCCAUCGAAAAAGCGGUAGAAAAGGAUGCUCCCAAAGAUUCUCAUUUCAUCUACGUGGACGUCGGCGAUAGACCUACCUGGAAAGACAUGAACAAUGCAUUCCGCAAGGACACGAACACACGCCUUUCGGUCAUUCCAACCAUGAUCCGCUGGAAGAACCCACAGCGGCUCGAAGGUGAACAGUGUGCCAAGGCCGACCUUUUGGAGCUAUUUUUCACCGAAGAAGACUAGCGGAAUACGACCCGUGAACCGAACAGGGUUCCAUUCUUUCGCCCAAUAAACAAAAAACGAGUUCCAUGGCCGUUUGCU
Anopheles cruzii is the source of this 743-nucleotide messenger RNA. Its product is annotated as thioredoxin domain-containing protein 17-like. NCBI's taxonomy places the organism in Eukaryota, Metazoa, Arthropoda, Insecta, Diptera, Culicidae. Gene Ontology annotation, cellular component: cytosol. The transcript is spliced from 3 exons. The record is from RefSeq and is a predicted model, not a curated record. The coding region runs from base 282 to 665 and encodes 127 amino acids. Gene Ontology annotation, molecular function: protein-disulfide reductase [NAD(P)H] activity.